GCGAUCCCCGCGGGCUGCUGUCUGGAGGAGCAGGUCUCUGCCAAGAUAAGGGACAGAUAGGAGAGAAGGUGGGCAGGAGCCUUCUGGGCUUGAUCGCCUAGAGCCCUCCCAUUCCGGGAGCUGAAGCAGGAAGAAGGUGGGGCCUGCAUUCACAUGGCCCGGGAGGUCACUCGCACUUCUGGGGUCUCCCAAAGCUAGGGACUUGUACACAAGAAAUGCAGCCCCAGCGCCUGGGGCCCAGAGCUGAGAUGGGACCAAUCUGCCUGGGAUGCAGCCAUCGCAGACCCUAUCCACCGAUCAGAAACCCGAUAAAGUUAUAUAAGGAAACAUUCUACUUCCACUUUAAGAACCUCCCGUAUGCCAAAGGCCGGAAGAAUACCUUCUUGUGCUUUGAAGUGAAUGGAAAGGGCUGCGAUUUACCUGUCUCCCUUCGCCAAGGGGUCUUUAAGAAAGAGGGCCGCAUCCAUGCUGAACUGUGCUUCUUAUACUGGCUCCAUGACCGAAUACUGAAAGUGCUGUCCCCAGGGGAGCUCAAGGUCACCUGGUACAUGUCCUGGAGCCCCUGCAACAGAUGUGCUGAGCAGGUGGCCGGUUUCCUGGCCACACACCACAACCUGAGCCUGGCCAUCUUCAGCUCCCGCUUUUACUACAAGGGAGACCCGAGCCACCAGCAGAUGCUUUGCAGGCUAGUUCAGGAAGGAGCCCGGAUGGCCGCCAUGGACCUACCAGAAUUUAAAAAGUGUUGGGACAAGUUUGCAUACAAUGACGGCCAGCCAUUCACGCCUUGGGAGAGGCUAUAUAAAAAUUUUAGAUUCCAGGAUUCCAAGCUUCAGGAGAUUCUCAGGCCUUGCUGCAUCCUGGGCCCUUCCAGUUACCCACCCACCCCGUCAGACGUCUGUCUGAUAACAUGUCUCCCAGAGACGAGGUUCUCGGUGGAGUGCAGCCAAAUGGGUUGGCUAGGAGAAGAGGUGUUUUACUUGCAGUUUAACAACAGCCACCGGGUCCAGCCAGUCCAGCCCUACCUGUGCUACCAGCUGGAGCCAUCCAAUGGCCAAGAGCCACACAAAGGCUGCCUGCUAAACAAGAAAGGUAAGCAGCAUGCAGAAAUCCUCUUCCUUGAUAAGAUGCGGUCCAUGGAGCUGAGCCAAGCGACAAUCACCUGCUACCUCACCUGGAGCCCCUGCCCGAACUGUGCCUGGCAACUGGCUGCAUUCAAAAAGGAUCACCCAGACAUAAUUCUGCGGAUCUAUGCCUCCCGCCUGUAUUUCUACUGGAGGACGGCGUUCCAGAAGGGGCUGUGUUCUCUGUGGCAAUCAGGGAUCCAGGUGGACGUCAUGGACCUCCCACAGUUUACUGACUGCUGGAGAAACUUUGUGAACCCGCGAAGGCCGUUUAGGCCAUGGAAUGGACUGGAGAAAAACAGCUGGCGCUUACAGAGGCGGCUCCGCAGGAUCAAGGAGUCCUGGGGCCUGCAAGAUUUGGUGAAUAACUGAAAAUCUACAGCUUGGACCCCCGUUGCCUUGACCAGCAAGAAGAGAUUCAAGUCUAGGAGACCUUUAGAAAGCAAUACUAGACCAAGCUGGCCUUAAACUUUUAUUUUCUUUUUUUGGUUUUUUUUGGAUUUUUUUUUUUUU
This is a messenger RNA of Apodemus sylvaticus (European woodmouse), 1634 nucleotides long. RefSeq names its product apolipoprotein B mRNA editing enzyme catalytic subunit 3H (gene Apobec3h). Gene Ontology annotation, molecular function: RNA binding; zinc ion binding; cytidine deaminase activity. The coding region runs from base 216 to 1493 and encodes 425 amino acids. The record is from RefSeq and is a predicted model, not a curated record. Gene Ontology annotation, biological process: DNA cytosine deamination; defense response to virus; cytidine to uridine editing. Gene Ontology annotation, cellular component: nucleus; P-body; cytoplasm. NCBI's taxonomy places the organism in Eukaryota, Metazoa, Chordata, Mammalia, Rodentia, Muridae. The transcript is spliced from 9 exons.